Molecule: messenger RNA, 7412 nt
Organism: Manis javanica (Malayan pangolin)
Lineage: Eukaryota; Metazoa; Chordata; Mammalia; Pholidota; Manidae
Gene: RAB30
Product: RAB30, member RAS oncogene family
Biological process (GO): Rab protein signal transduction
Molecular function (GO): GTPase activity; GTP binding
Source: RefSeq, a predicted model, not a curated record
UGCCAAAGCCCCACCGCAUUCAUUGUGCACGGUCUAUCCACCCCCUGCUGCCGCUGGCUGGCGACUGCCGCUCGCUCCAGCUGAGCUAAGAGUAGCGGCAGCUCCGGGAACGGACGGACUCCAGCCCUUGGACUUAGGACAUCGCAACACCUUCCCUUGCGUGCGUGACUCAUUCGCACAUCAUUUCUGUUUAUGUCUGGGGUGGGGAGAAAAAUCCCAAACCAGCUGUGUAAAUGAGUAUGGAAGAUUAUGAUUUCCUGUUUAAAAUUGUUUUAAUUGGCAAUGCCGGCGUGGGGAAGACGUGCCUAGUUCGACGAUUCACUCAGGGUCUUUUCCCUCCAGGUCAAGGAGCCACAAUUGGAGUUGAUUUUAUGAUUAAGACAGUGGAGAUUAAUGGUGAGAAAGUAAAGCUUCAGAUCUGGGACACAGCAGGUCAAGAGAGAUUUCGGUCCAUUACCCAGAGUUACUACCGAAGCGCCAACGCCUUGAUUCUCACCUAUGACAUAACCUGUGAAGAAUCCUUCCGCUGUCUUCCUGAGUGGCUGCGGGAGAUAGAACAAUAUGCCAGCAACAAGGUCAUCACUGUGCUAGUGGGCAACAAGAUUGAUCUGGCUGAAAGGAGAGAGGUCUCCCAGCAGAGAGCAGAGGAAUUCUCAGAAGCUCAGGACAUGUAUUACCUGGAGACCUCGGCCAAGGAAUCCGAUAACGUGGAGAAACUCUUCCUUGACUUAGCGUGCCGCCUCAUCCGCGAAGCCAGGCAGAACACGCUCGUGAACAAUGUGUCCUCGCCUUUACCCGGAGAAGGGAAAAGUAUCAGUUAUUUGACUUGUUGUAAUUUCAACUAAAGGCCGAGGCAGAAAGUGAAAGGAAUCAGCGGCUGCCCUGCCGGGCCCUGAACUGCUGGGACCUGGCGAUGACCGCGGCUCCUACUCUCGGACCUGACCCCCGUGGGCUCCUGCGCUUACAAAGCAUGGCAGGCCGCGGGCCGUGUCCAGAGGCCAGCAUUAGCAGAACAUACAAUGGUUUCACCUUUUUGCAGUCUGGGGUCGCAGCAAGGAAAAAAUUGCACUAGGCCCUCCAUGAUCUGCAGAGCAUGUUGCUUUUGUUUUUUUUAAAAAAGCAAGUAAAAAAGCAAGUGAAAGCGCAUUCCUGACCACAGUCCAGGGGGAAAUGGACUGUAGGAACCCUCCUGCACAUCAGUGGGUGCAUGUGGGGGCUGUUCUUCAGGGCUUCCAGGUGCCCUGGUUUUCUUGUCUACCAGAUAAACCAAAACUGGGAAGGCCAAGUACUGUCUCUGUGGGGCGUGUUGAUGACUCCGCGGAGAUUCUGCAAAGUGUUAUUUCUCUUGUCCACAGGCACUUUCAAGAACUUUGGGAUGUAAAAAUGAAAUGAAACCUUUACCCAUGACCAACAGUAACAAUCAUUGAUUUGAUGAAACAUACAUAAGCUCCAUGACUCCUUUUGGUGCUAAUGAUUCUGCUCUUUCACAGACCAAACGUUUUAGUGCAUUGACGUCGUUAAGUGUGUUACAUAAAAAUAAAAAAUAAUAAUAAUAAGGGAAGUCCAUGAAUCAGCACUCUUUCUCAAAGUCUCAUUACUACCUUUUCUAGGGUGGAUUUGUUGGGAAAGAAUACUUCUCCUUUCAUGUCUCUCUCUAAAUCUCAGCCAUUUUCUUCUUUUAUUCUCUCAUCUUUCCUGCCCCUUAAUGAAAAAGUCUUAAAAAAAUGAACAAAAAUAUGAAUGUUUGAUGAUAUUCUGAUAUAAAAGAUUAGCUCUAAGACAUUAUGUGUAGUAUGAGAAAACAGACCAGAUCCGACCAAAAAACUGUGGGUUAACGAACUGCCAUGCAGAGUUCCAAGCAAGCACAGUCCUUAAAAGCUGGUCACAUCUUUUACUUCUGGUACUAUCCAUCUUGGAAAGACCAAGGCAUAGGCUUUUGUAGACGUUUUUAAUAUGUCAAGUGAGAAUAGCAACAGAUGAAAAGUCUCACGAACCACUUUUGUAUCUUCAGUGAUAACCUGAAAAAAUUCUGCUUGUGGAAGCAGGUUCAACUGUCAUUUGUCACCUCCUUCUUAUAGUAAUGUUACUGUCAGACUCAUGACCAUACAGUCUUUCCUGUUUUUUUCUUUUCCUCUCAUUCUUUCCUGCUCUCCCUUUUAUUUCCUUCUUGCUUCUCUCUCUUCCUUAAUGCAUGCGUUCCUGCAAAUCUCCAAUUCAGACGGAGGUAUGUAUGCCUUCACUUAGCCAAUGUAAGAACAGGACUCAAAAUGAAAGACGUGCUGCUGAAUAUGUCUUAUUAUUUCUUCAGUGCCAUACUUUGAUACCUUCCAAUUUGUUCCCUGAUAUAAAUGCAAAUUGGGACAAUAAUUAAACCUAUAUGCUGUUGAUGCUGUCAGAUGUUUCUGUAGCUUGCUACUUCGCAUAACUGAGGGAUAAGGAAUGGAAUAAGGAUAUGAUACAUAAUUCCACUGUUACUCUAGGUGGUAGAAAUAUUGGUCCUGAUAUGUUGGUGUUUGAAAGCUAUUUAAUUUUAAAGAAAUGAGUCAUGUAGAGGUAUGAUACUGAUAAAGCAUUUCUAGCAUUUCUGUGGCAGGUUUCAGAGUGACCCCAUCUCUUGCCCAGAGAGAUGACACAUAUUGAUAGCUUUUAUUUGGCCUCACUCUUUGUCCUGAUCCUAUGGAUAAGAGAGAGAUCCCAAAAGUUUGAAUUGCUUUUAUUUUCAAAUCUUUUUCAAAAGAAAAAAUAAUUUUAAUAAAUACCAACCACAAUAAUUUAUAGUAAUUGUUGUCUUUCCCUCCCCAUCUCUCCACUAAGCCAGCAACUAAAGCUAUUCAGAAAACAAAUUGGUCAAAGUGGGCAGAAGAGCGUCUCUUGUUAAACUUUGAGGAAAUGUCCCAGGGUUUGGAUUCAUUAACUUUCAUUUAGGGCAAAAAUUCGAUGUCCCCGGCAUAUUGUGACCCAGCUUUGUCUCAUAGCAACAAGUAUGUUGAAAAUAAAGUUGUUUUGUGAACUUACAGGACUUUGUUAAAUUGCAUAAGAUUAGUCAUAAAAUGACAGCUUCUAGGACCACUCUUGGGCUCUGACUUUCCUAUUCCCGAGGGCUCAGCCAUCUCUGUCUACCCUUGGCCACACUCAGAACGGGAGAGAAAGCUCUGCUCUUGGCCCCUCUUUUCCGUUACUCCUCCCAGCCUUUCUGUAAUUUAGUCACCCAUCCGUGUUUCAUCAGCAGGGACACAUGAGAAUAUGGGAUUCGUUUCUUUUCUUUUUCCUUAGUUGUAUGAUUCCAGAUUAGGCCUUGUGGACACUUGUUCACUGAUCCCUGACAGUAAUGUAGGUGCUCAAUAAAUAUUAGUUCAAUAAAUGACUUAGUGCCAAGAGGAACUUUUCUGGUUAAAUAGAAAUUUCUCAAAUAGAACUUGAGAAAGAGCACUAAUUAAAUGUGGUCAUCUUAACCCAGGCCAGGACCUAAACUCACUGGUUGGCCUUCUAGUUCUUAUUGGGAUAUGGGCUAAGGUGAGCCCUCUUAAGUAACAAGGAAUUCUCAACAAGUGGGUGAGAGAGUUGCUUUCUCAUAAUUCAGUUUGGCCUGAUCUGACUCAAAAGACUAUCAGAAUCCAUCUCUGCUUCCAUUUUUGGUGUGAUUUUUUUCUUCUUUUAAUAAAGUUACUAAAUAUAUGGCAAAACUUGUUCCGACUUCCCUUGAAAAAGCAUAAUAUUCACGUCAUAGCGUCAGGUUUGGGAGAAUCUGUGAAAUCAUAUAGCUUGCCGAUAUUAAUUAUAUUUUAUUAUGGUUUUAUGUACACUGUAUCCUCAAUUGUGUGCUUUUUCCUUUACCUAUGCAAGGCUUUUUAUUCCUUUAUAUAUUUUAAUAGAUAUCUUGAAUUAUAUUAACAUUCAAGUUUGAUUAUCCUUUCUGUGGAUUACUUAGAUAAGGUCAUUAGCUUUUCUUGGCCUUUUUUUCCCCCCCCUCUUAGUCAUUUCAAGUUAGCAUCUCUUUCUAAGUAGAGUGGCAAGAAAAUAACUGAAAAUGAAAGUCAAAUGGAUUGAUUUGAUAAUGGGUCAGUUUCUGAUUGGUAAGAAAGGUAAAAAUCACUGGCCAAUGUAAGGUAUUUGGAUUAGGAUUAUUUACUUUAAGCAAUUUAGACUUGGACGGAGGUAGGCCGAAUUAACAGGAGACUGGAUUCCUUUUCUUUCUUCUGUCCCUGAAUGUACGCCUUGGGAGGGCACUGGGGACUCCCAGCGUUAGUAGAAUGAUUUGCCUCAUUUACCCUUUUACUAUUCCACAGUCCUUCCAGAUUCGGGAUAAGUUUCAGUUAAUCAAUCCUUCUGAAUAUCAGUUGCAGUUGAUUAUGAAUUGGUUUUCUGAUAAAAGUGCAAACAUCUUUUUUUUAAUAAACCAAACCACUGGAGUGAGAUAUCAUCUCAUUAUAAUUGAAGUUUUCUCCCCACAUAUCAAGCCAAUGGCUUUAAACAUGGACAUUUUCUACUUUUUAAUCCUGUGUAUUUCAUGGUCAUUAGUAUUAUAGGGACUACUGCCCUAUUUGCCUCUGGAUGAGUUCUUACAGCAUUUACCCUUUCUUCUUUCUAGAACUUUUUGAAUUUUUUUUUUUUUAACUGCAACUGGUUACUUACCUUCCCCAACCAUGGUCCUGAUAGAUGUGUUUUAAUGCAACUAUAACAACUCUUUAGAGAUUUAACUGGAAAAUCAAAAGCAGUGAAAAAAACAUGUGUAUUUCAUCCUUCAGACACAAGGUACUCCACAUGAGCAGUAUGACUGAACACUAAUUUUGGGAUAAGAGAAAAAUGUUUUCAGAUUUCAUUUCUGUCACGUAAGACUAUUUGUGUUUGGGAGGAAAUUUUGUGUUUGGAAAGCUGUCUUCCCUUACAUCAUUCACACUGGGUAGAAAGCAUAGUGAAUCAAGAAAUUAGCAUCCCUUCUAAUAGCAUUAAUAUAGUAAUGUUAGAAGAAGGUAGAUAGCACUUCAUCUCCUCUAAAGUUUAUAACAUUGGCAUAUUACCAUCAUUUUGGGGACCCACACUUUGAAAUUAAAAACAAAUAGAGGCAUAACUGAUGGUGAAACAAUAAAAAAUUUAGGACAUUUGAAUAAUAUUUGAGGGAUUUGGGGGAGAUUUAGCAUAGGAAAUAGAGGAAUAUAAUUUGUGCAUUAGAACAGGACUGUGUGGUCCAAAGGGGUUGGAAUAAAGCCCAGUGAGUAGAGGCCACAGCUACAGAUUUGGGCCCCAUGUCAGAGAGAACUUACCAAAAAAUGGUUAAUCAUGUAAGGGGCUGCCUCAGGUAACAGUCUCUGCCAAGCAGAGGCCAGACAGGAAUUCAGCAAAGAUUAUGUGGAGAGGAUCCCAGCAUCGUUUGGGGGUUGGACCUGAUGACCUAUUGACUUAAACUUCCAUACUGCAUGCAGUACUUUGCCCGCAUAACAUUAUCAGUUAAAUAUCUGUUGACCCGUAGCUGAGGAUUUUUUUUUUAAGGCUUUGCUCUUCUGCCAACCCUACAGGAAGGUUGGUUACAUGUUGUUAUUACUUGACACUCACACACACAAACUUGAUUUGAAAAUUAAAUUAACAGAACUGAAGCCAAAUUACUGCUUGUAGAAAGUAAUAAAACACAGGUCUUUGAAAAUGAGGUAUAACCAUAAGGAACAUCCAUAUGGUUUCACCUGCAAAAGUAACUAGCAUCCUUGCUAGCUGAUAGAUGGCUCUUCACUGGUCUUUAUCAAAAAGUACUGGUCCUGCAUCAGAAUGGUGAGAAACACUUGGGUUUGGGUGAGACUUUCUUUGGAUAAGAGGUUAGAGCACAAAAGCUAGCCAACUCUAAUUUACUUCCUGGGGUACAUGAGUCAAAAUUUACUUCCCCACUGAGUUAAAGUGGAAUUUCUGGAGAUGUCUUCUAGUUCCUGAUGGAAUCCUUGGUGGGUUGUGACUUUGACACUCAGGGAGUGAUGUAGGGAGGUGUACUGAAGGGGUAACGCUAGGCUAGGUGUGAGGAGUCCUAGUAUUGCCACGAAUUAGGUGUAACUUUAUGCAAAGCACAAUCUUAAGCAUCAGCUUCCUCAUCUACAAUAGAUUCAUAGUAACUGUCAGGAUUAUUGUGCAAAUUAGGAUAAAAUGAAAGCAUUCCAAUAUUUAGUUCUUUUCUCCUUGAUUAAAAACAGACUUUGGAUGGUCUGAUACAAGUAUAGAUCCUAGGACAAAACAAAGAACCCUUCUUGAUUUCAAACAAAAAAUUUCCAUUCUUGAAAGGACCCUUACAGGGAGUCACUUAUUUGAUCCAUCUUUCUGCCUUUGGUCAUUCCUGUUACCCAAGAGGCUCUUCCUUACCUACUUCAGGAAAGGCAUUCUCUCCCCCCAAAAAGGCAAUUCCAGGGUUGUAAACUUGUCAGUAUCAGGAGACUUAACCUUAUUACUGAAAUACCUCAAUGCAAUUUGACCUCUCUUCUUGAUCACAUUCUCCAUGAGAAGAAAAUGGGUUGAUCCUUUCUUCUUUUGAAGGAGUCAUAGUUGCCAUUUAUUAUUGCCCUUUUGCCUCAUUUUUUUUAAUGACAGAAAAAACUCAUUAAGAUGAUAACCAUUAUUCCUUUGGGGAAUGUCACGCUAGGUAUUUAUAAACUCCUCUUGUUGGUAUCAGAUUUAGAUCAUGAUCUUACUGUUGAUUAACUCUUCAAUUAUCCAUGUAUUUUACUUCUCUCUAUAACAAAAUAGAUAACAAAAUGUACUUCUGAAGAAUUAUUCUGGUUUGUGGCUCACGUCCUCUUCUUGGUAAAAGUGGAGCCAUGAAUCCUGGUUUGUCAUUUGCUUUUAGAAUUUAAUUUUAUAGAUGACAUUUUUUGAUGGAUGUGAUUAUGAAACCCAAAUUUUACAAGGUUUCUUUCCCCUUCUAUGUGUGCACUAAAUUCUGAAAUAAAAAUUGGAAUACCAAAUGCCUAAUUAAGCAACAAGUCAUGCACAGAGUAACAAAAGGUAAGAAUUUGGUCUCUUAGGGUGAUGUGUCGCUAGUUGGUUGAAUGGUGCACGUCUUUUGUUUAAGGUUACACAGUUAUGCCCUGGACUAAAUAGCAAUAGGAAAAUUUGAUAAGUCUUCUGAAAAACAGCUGCUAAACAUUGCUUUGUAAUUAUUAGGGAUGAAUAUACAUCUCUUUUCCUAUACAAUUGCAGAAUGCCAGUAGAAGUUUCUUAUAGAAUAUUAACAAUGUCAAUUGAUUUAUUUAAAAAUCUUGUUUUAAGUCCUUUUAUCCCUUUAAGGUAUGUUGGAGCCUUCAUGAUCCUCUUGUAGAAAAUUUCAAAUGACUGAAAUGCUGGCUUCUAAUUUCUGCUCGCUGAAGCGUCCUCUAGAUGUACCAGGUGGUUGGAGCUCCUUAUGAUAUGUAAGGGAGCUACAUAAAAGUAUCAUGCUAAUA